UUCCUAUACAGAAAAAUGGCUCAGUUUGGAAUCAGAGUGGCAGGUUUCCUACUUAUUUGCUACAUAUCAUUGGCAAUUGCAAUAGAUAAUGAGAUGCGGAUGAAAUUCAUCGAAAAAAUCCAAAAAUCUGAUGGAUUUGAUGAUUGUCUAAAAUCUAGUGGAGCCAAAAAGGAUGAUUUAUUUGUUUUACCACCAAAAAAUACCCAUGAAGUGUUUUGCUUUAAAAAAUGUAUGAUGGAUAAAAGAGAAAUGAUAAACGCCGAUGGUUCUAUAAAGUUUGAUGAGUUCGAUAAAAAUUUUAAGGAACAGGUAUUUUCCGACGUGCCUCAAAAGUUUUUAGACGCCAUGAAAAAAUGUAUGGAGGAUGUUAAAAUAACAAAAUGUGAUGAUUUACAGAUUGUUAGUGAAUGCUUCCAAGCUGCUGUGAAAUCGAACAAUUAAAUUAAUUAUUGACUACUUGUAUAUUUUUUUUAACGACAUUACAACUGAUAUUUGGAUUUAUAUAUACCUAUGUUU
This is a messenger RNA of Psylliodes chrysocephalus, 516 nucleotides long. Lineage: Eukaryota; Metazoa; Arthropoda; Insecta; Coleoptera; Chrysomelidae. The record is from the annotation of a GenBank genome assembly.